AUGUCUGCGAUCAAGAGAUGUGCAGCUCUUAUUGAUCUCAAUGGGACGUUGCAUAUAGAAGACAUGGCUGUUCCAAGAGCUAGUGAGGCUUUGGAACGACUUCGAAAGUCUCGUCCAGUGAAAUUUGUCACAAAUACAACAAAAGAAUCUAUAAAUGUACUGCACCGACGUGUUACCGGCUGUGGCUUCCGCAUAGAGAAAGAUGAGAUUUUCACUUCUCUUGUAGCAGCACGCAGGUUGGUCGAGGAGCGGAAGCUCCGCCCGAUGCUCAUGCUUGCUAAGGAAGCUCUGGAAGAUUUCGAAGGCAUAAAUACAACCAAUCCGAAUGCUGUCGUCGUCGGAUUAGCACCGUCCGAAUUCCAUUUUGAAAGGCUCAAUGACGCCUUCAAGCUUGUCUUGAAUGGAGCGCAACUGGUCGCCGUUCAUAAAGGAAGAUACUACAAGCGAGCAGAUGGAUUGGCUCUCGGUCCAGGCCCGUUCGUUGCUGCAUUAGAGUAUGCCACUGGGGCUAAGGCGGAAAUUGUCGGCAAGCCAGAACCUGCAUUUUUCCACAUGGGAGCUGCUACACUGGGCAGCGAUAUCGACCUCGCCAAUACUGUAAUGAUUGGUGAUGACGCUAAGGACGAUGUUCUUGGAGCAAUCAAAUCUGGUAUGAAAGGUAUUCUUGUCCGCACUGGGAAGUAUAGAAAAGGUAGGUUCUCCUAG
Messenger RNA from Haemonchus placei, 705 nucleotides. The record is from the annotation of a GenBank genome assembly. NCBI's taxonomy places the organism in Eukaryota, Metazoa, Nematoda, Chromadorea, Rhabditida, Trichostrongylidae.